GGCUUCGCGCCGGCAGCUUCCGCAGUCUUCCUAGAUUAAUCAGUCCCGUCUCCCGUCCUCCUGACUCUGCCCUGAUUUUACUCUUAUCUCAACAGAGGACCGCGGACUCAUUUCCGCCACCAUCCGGAUACUUCCGGAAUCUCUGCGAGCCGCCCGUUGCCAUGGCGACUGUGUACACAGCCCGGCAGCAGUGCGUGCCGGGUUUCGGUCGCUCCUGUCAGUGGUUGCGCUGCCGGACGGCCGCUACUUCAGGAGCGUAGUGACUGAAGAUGGACCCACAUAUGGAGAUUCAACCACCCUCCGACUUCCAGCCACGACCAUCACUAUCACCCACCAUUUCUUGAGCACCUGCUUUAUGCUAGGCACUGUUCUGGACAUUGAUGGGGGAUUCAAAAGAGAGAAAAGGCACAGUCCUAUCCCUCAAGCAGCUUGUAAUUUAAUUUGGGAGUUGAAACCCACUCAAAUGAUGCGGCGUAAGAACAAUAACAAGCAUUAUUUCACUAGAAUGAGUACUAGGAAAAAAGUUCAUGCAUUUGUCCGUGUCAGACCCACCGAUGACUUUGCUCAUGAAGUGAUCAGAUAUGGAGAUGACAACAAAAGCAUUGAUAUUCACUUAAAAAAAGAUACUCGGAGGGGAGUUGUCAAUAACCAGCAGACAGACUGGUCUUUCAAGCUGGAUGGAGUUCUCCAUGAUGCCUCUCAGGACUUGGUUUAUGAGACAGUUGCAAAGGAUGUGAUUUCUCAGGCCCUCGAUGGCUAUAAUGGCACCAUCAUGUGUUAUGGGCAGACGGGAGCUGGCAAGACAUACACCAUGACGGGGGCAACUGAGAAUUACAAGCACCGGGGGAUCCUCCCUCGUGCUCUACAGCAGGUUUUUAGGAUGAUCGAAGAACGCCCCACACAUGCCAUCACUGUGCGUGUUUCCUACCUGGAAAUCUAUAAUGAGAGCCUGUUUGAUCUUCUGUCCACUCUGCCCUAUGUUGGACCCUCAGUCACACCAAUGACCAUCGUGGAAAACCCUCAAGGGGUCUUCAUUAAGGGCUUGUCAGUCCACCUCACAAGUCAGGAGGAAGAUGCAUUCAGCCUCCUUUUCGAGGGAGAGACCAACAGGAUUAUAGCCUCCCACACGAUGAACAAAAACUCAUCCAGGUCACACUGCAUUUUCACCAUCUACGUGGAGGCCCAUUCACGGACCUUGUCAGAUGAAAAGUACAUCACUUCCAAAAUUAACUUGGUGGAUCUAGCAGGCUCGGAAAGGCUGGGGAAGUCUGGGUCAGAGGGCCGAGUCCUGAAGGAAGCUACCUACAUCAACAAGUCGCUGUCAUUCCUGGAGCAGGCCAUCAUUGCCCUCGGGGACCAGAAGCGGGACCACAUUCCCUUCCGGCAAUGCAAGCUCACCCAUGCCCUGAAGGACUCUUUAGGGGGAAAUUGCAAUAUGGUUCUUGUGACAAACAUCUAUGGAGACGCCGCCCAGUUAGAAGAAACGCUGUCUUCACUGCGAUUUGCCAGCAGGAUGAAGCUGGUCACCACUGAGCCUGCCAUUAACGAAAAGUAUGACGCUGAGCGAAUGGUCAAGAACUUGGAGAAAGAACUGGUGCUGCUCAAGCAGGAGCUAGCUAUCCAUGACAGCCUGGCUAACCGCAGCCUUGUGAACUACGAUCCCAUGGAUGAAAUCCAGAUUGCCGAGAUCAACUCCCAAGUGCGGAGGUACCUGGAGGGGACGCUGGACGAGAUCGAUAUAAUCAACCUCAGACAGAUCCAGGAGGUGUUCAACCAGUUCCGGGUGGUUCUGAGCCAACAGGAACAGGAAGUGGAGUGCGCUUUGCGCAGGAAGUACACUCUCAUAGACAAGAAUGACUUUGCAGCCAUUUCUGCUGUCCAGAAGGCAGGGCUUAUGGACGUUGAUGGCCACCUAGUGGGCGAGCCUGACGGACAAGGCUUUGGACUCGGGGUUGCCCCUUUCUCUGCCAAACCUGGGAAGAAAGCCAAGUCCAAGAAGACAUUCAAAGAGCAACUCAGCUCCUCGGCAAGAAAGGAAGGUGCCAGCAGCCCUGUGGGUGGCAAGGACUUGGAUGUUUCUAUCUCUAAGACUCAGCUGACCCCAUCCUCCAAGGAUGGGGAUGUCAAAGACAUGCUUCUGCGGGACCGGGAGACCUCCAACAUCGAGCCCCCUUCCUCGGACUCCCCAAAGGAAGAAUUACGCCCACCCAGGCCUAGCACCCCACCCUCCAAGCCUGUGGCCUUUGAGGACUUUAAGAACGAGCGAGGUAGUGAGAUUAACCGCAUCUUCAAAGAAAACAAAUCCAUCUUAAAUGAACGGAGGAAAAAGGCCAGCGAGACCACACAGCGCAUCAAUGCCAUCAAGCGGGAGAUUGACAUGACCAAGGAGGCACUAAAUUUCCAGAAGUCACUAAGGGAAAAGCAAGGUGAGUAUGAGAACCAGGGGCUGAUGAUCAUUGAUGAGGAGGAGUUCCUGCUGAUCCUGAAGCUCAAAGACCUCAAGAAGCAGUACCGUACUGAGUAUCAAGACCUGCGUGACCUCAGGGCAGAGAUCCAGUACUGCCAGCACCUGGUGGAUCAGUGUCGCCACCGCCUGCUCACAGAAUUUGACAUCUGGUACAAUGAGUCCUUCUUCAUCCCUGAGGACAUGCAGGUGGCACUAAAGCCGGGUAGCAGCAUCAGACCGGGCAUGAUACCUGUCAGCAGGAUCAUGUCUCUGGGAGAAGAUGACCAGGACAAGUUCAGCCAGCUGCAGCAGACAAUGCUGCCCGAGGGCCCUGAUUCCAUCUCCUUCUACAAUGCCAAAGUCAAAACGGAACAGAAGCACAAAUAUUUGAAAACCAUGAUGGGUCUCCAGCAGACACAGAGAAAAUGAAGACUCAUUGCCAGUGCCUUGAAGGACAAGACCCCCAGCAACUCCUGCCUGCUCUAGUGGAGCUGCUAAACCACCUGCUCAGAGCUCCAACCACUCUGCUGCAAGGCUGGGGCCCAGCCCAGAACACACAAUGACCUGCCUGCCGGGAGGAACGUCCUUCUAAGGACACCCUUGCUUAUCUUCUCAGAAUACUUUUGGUUUCAGUUUACUGGCUUUGGUGCAGGGAAAGGAUAAAAUCACUUUCUAGUCUGGACUUUUAGUGCUCAUCCAAGAACUUUAUUUCCUGUCUGUGAGGAUGUCUUCCCUGUGUACAGGUGGGGUCAGAAUUGAGUCCCCAGUAAAAAAGUGAAAAAGUAGCUCAGCCAGGCUCUUCCUGGCAGGCCUUUGUCCCAUUUGUCAGCUUCUUUCCUUUCCUGAAUGGACAUCCUUGGGGUGAGCUGGGUCUGAGGAACCCUGGUUUUCACAGCUCCCUCAGACUGUAGGUCCUCUCAGGGCAUCCUCUCUGUGUUCCUGAGCCAGUGAAGGCAAGAGGCCCUCAUUCCUCAGUAACCAGGAGAGGAUUGGGUCUCGGUUUAAAUGGCUGAAAGGCCACCAUUAUUUUUUUUUCAUCUUGAAGUAAGAAGAGGCUUCAGAUGAGAGCAGUCCUACCAUGAAGUUUGCAGCAAGAGCCCCACAGUGCGAGGCUGUCUGGCAAGGAGAUUGCAGAACCUGCACCAGAAGGAAGGUUGAACUAAAUGACAUCCGCCAGUGAAAGACCCUGUGAUUCUGUUCUUCAGUCCAUCAGUGAGCAGAUGGAUAGUUUUGUUGAAGAGACAAAGCAGGCUUCUCUUAAGGUCUCUGCUGUCUCUGCUGUCCAGACCCUUUCUCUUUCAUGGACUGAUACAUGAUGUCCUGACACAGCUUUUAGGGACUCCUGCUACACCAAGGUUUCCUAGGGCAGCUUUGAAGUCCCCCGACUUCACUCCCCUAGGUGACAUACACAGGGACUGUCACUGACCAGCACUAAUGGUGUGCACACAGCUGUGUUGUGAGUCCUCAUGUUUCCUUUGGUUGUGGCCAAACAGGCAGGUCUGCCCAGGCUCUGCUGCUCACCUUGCCAGCUAUUGUAGGGCUUAGGCAGAGAGUUCUGAUUCUUUCUUUUCUUGGCUGUGCCUCCCUUACUGGGACUUUUUUGGGGUUCCUGGGUCUUUGGGGCAUCUCAGGAAAUAGGACAUAACCAACAGAGGGUGCAUCAUCUUGUUGGGGCCAGGGGAAGCAGCCAUUUGUGGCAUUAUCAAUCCCCUUUCCCUUCAUUCCCCAUCGCUGGCUAGAAUGGCAUGUGGCAUUCUGGACAUCCUUCCAUAGAAUUUCUGGACAGCCAGUCUUGAGGCCUGCUGGUUGGGGCAAGCUGGGCCUGUCUUGUGGUGGUUGGUCACUCUAGCUCAUUCAUCACCACAUAGGCCUCUCUGGUCAGUUCUGGCACAAACUGAAACAAGUAAUCAUCAGGGUGGAGAAAGCCACAGGAAUAAGCCAGGAUGGUGCUCGGUAGAUCACUGUCCACACAAAUUCCUCACAGGAGCAGAUGCUUCCAACAUGACAGGGAGCUAGGGGGCAUCAUGUCCAGUCAGGUAGGCCUGUUCUAGAAAAUAGUUCCUGCUGAGCUAAUCUGACCAUCAAAAUCACCCCUGAAGGGACUUCCAAUUGCAUCAAUGUGACAGAUAAAAUAACCUGAAAACACUCAUACUGCAAACAGAGAUGCUGGCUGAAGUAUGACAGUCUUUUAAAUGCAAGGCUAAAUUAGCAGGAAAGAAGAGGAACUGCCAGGAGCUAGAGAACUGAAAACCAGAGUGGUCCGCGUGUGAAGUGGCUGUGGCAGCUGGAGAUGGGUAGAAGGGGUGUGAGUGGACUGCUUCUCUUGAGCGUCAAUGUCCACGUAAGUAUGAGAGAGAAGACUCCGGCCCACGCCCUAUAAGAAGUUGGAAAUGGGACCCCUGCAUAAAACUGGCACCCUGACACCCUGAAGGCUUCAUCCUUGAUGAAGAGGUGAGCUAGAAAAGGUUCCCCCACUGGCAUGGAGAAAUAACAAGGAAACUUUCCCAGAGAUAAGAGGGAACAGGUCCUGUGAGAAUUUGCAACCACGCACAGGAUUGAGAUGCAAAUUUAUACUGUGUGGUCCAGGAACCAAAAGGCUGAGAAAUUAGCAUAAAAAUCACCCCAAGUCUGUAGAACCAAAUAAAAAAAUCUACAUACUCUUUACCUAGCUACACAGCAUUCCCACAAAGCCCUAGUAAACAUGAGCUCCAAAGAUUAAAACACACGCACAUGUGUGUGCAUGUGCACAUGCGUGCACAGAAACAACUUAUCAUGUGGAGGUACAAUGAAAGCAGGAUCAGACUUAUAAGAGCUUCAGAUAACAAAUUACUCGAUAAAGAUUGUACUGUAUAUAUAUGUUUUACAUAAAGACAAAAGUAGGAAUCAAAAAUAUGAUAAAGGCUAUCAAAAUAGAUCACAGAUUUUUUUAAAAGCAGAGUCUCUAGGAAUGAAAAAAAUGUAUUUCUUUUCUUUUUUUGAGAGUUCAGCUUUUUAUUGAACAUGUUACAAGAGGUUUAGUCAAAAAGACCAAAGCCCAUGUCAUCAUCAGACUCCUCAAUUCUUCUUUCUUGGCUUCCACUUUCUUCUCCUCAGCUGGGGCGGCAGUGGUGGAGGGGGCAGGACCUCCUGCUGGUCCAGCACUAGCUCCUGGGGCGGGUCCACCAGCUCCUACACUGCAUAUGAGGCUGCUGAUGUUGACAUUGG
Molecule: messenger RNA, 5650 nt
Organism: Equus quagga
Lineage: Eukaryota; Metazoa; Chordata; Mammalia; Perissodactyla; Equidae
Gene: KIF9
Product: kinesin family member 9
Exons: 22
Coding region: 356-2875 (839 amino acids)
Biological process (GO): microtubule-based movement
Molecular function (GO): microtubule motor activity; ATP binding; microtubule binding
Source: RefSeq, a predicted model, not a curated record